CAGACCGAGAUAGAGACAGGUGGAAAAGGAAAUGUGUAUGUGACUGAUGUGGAAUAAUUAACUAGCCUUGUCGACAUGGUAUUAAUAAAAGAAAACACAUAAGAGAAUUUAAACUAUGGUAACUAGAUUAAGAGUUUGAGAAAUUUGAUCCGGGUUCAGUACCUGUGUGCAGCAGUCUGUUAUGGGCACUUGUUUAAAUAUGUGUAUACCUUUAAAUAGCCAUGUAAUAAAUUUGAUCACAAGUAGACCACAAUUUUAUCAGCACUAUCCCUUUUUUUUCCCCCUUUCCAUUCACAGAAUUGUAAAUUACAAUUAAGCUUAUCAGCAUUUUUCCCUGGUGAUAUUUUUUGUUCAUUCAGAUAAUGGUGGUGGUUAGGGCAGUGAUCCGUGUUGAUCACACAAUAUAAUGUAUUUACUUUACUGUAUUUAAUUUUCCAUGACUGAUGGGGAACCAUGGCUGUGUUAACAUCCUUUUAGAUAAUUUGCUGAAGCUCGUGUCCUAUUACACUGGCCGCUGAUGCUUGUUUGUCUUUGGUUUUUCGCUGUUUAAUAAGUAAACAUUAUCCCAUGUAUGAAUGUGACAAUUUUGCAUUGAGAUACACAAAUAGUUUUUGCAUGUCACAAUUUUUGUUUUUGAUGUAUGUGUUUGACAGGUGGUUGUAAGUUUACACUUAAUUUACACUUAACUAAGUCUUUUAUACCAACACAAAAAUACACCCCUCUUAAAAAAAGUCAGUGUUUGUAUACUGUGACAUGUUGUGACACCCCUGAGUGAAUAUUUACAAAAUAAUCAACAAAAGAAAAUAUUUCUAUCACAUUUCUGAGGAUGAAAUAGUUUAUAUUCACCUUGUCAUUUAAAGCUUGGUAUGAACCAAUUCGACACUGUGUUCUAUCAGGUAGAAAAUUAAUUUUUCAUAUACAUUUUAUAAAAAAUUUAUUUGCACUCAUUUGUGGUUUUUAAUGAUCGAUUUAACAGGGAAAGAUUAUAUUCACCAGGUCAGUCAUAGCUCAGUAUAUCCAAGAUAUUUUGAAUGCAUCAAAUGAAGUACGGUAGGAUUUUGCUGUGUUUAUGUAGGAUUUUCUAUAAUUUGAUCUAAUAACAAUGUAAAUUGGUCAUUAAUACAUGAGAUGCACCAAUGAAAAGAAAAUUUUUGAAGAAUUAAAAUUUUUGAAUAAUGUUUUUCACAGAAAAUUUUUGUGGUAAAUAUUGGUUUUUAGCAAUAUUAAAUCAUUUACAAAUAGUUUUACAAAGUUCUAUAACAAUUUGAGAUGGGGGGGGGGGGGGGGGGGGGUUACUAUGUCAUGUGUUUUAUCUGAUGAAAAAUAAAUUUUUCUUGAAGUUAACACUUUAAAAAAAUUUGCUCUCAUUUGUAGUUUUUAAUGAUUGAUUUAAGUGCACAUAAACUAUGAGCUGUGACAAAUAUGGAAUUUUAAAUACUGAUACUAAGCAGAUAUAUGGAAAGAGUUUUUAAAUGGCAAUUCUGACCCACUAAAUAAAUAUAAUUCUGUUUGGAGAAGUGUUACAUAUUCUUGUAUUGAAACCCAACAAAAGACUUAGUUUUGUGUGUAGAGAAGGCACUCUGGAGGAUCAUUGACACCAGUGAAUUUCUGUGUGCAAUACCAUUAUACCAUGGCAAGAAUUAGUAAUCAUUAGGCCGUACUUCAUAUGAAUCCAUCAGUAAAUUUGGCAUCUUGUUACUGAGGACAUUUUAUGGCAGACUGGAACACUUGCCUUCUGGGAUUCCAAGAUUUCAGCUGGGCUGGAGCUGGAGUGCUAAUUUCAUGGAUAAUAGUCCAUUGUUGACCUACAUGAAUGAGAAGGAAGAAGUUAUUAGUUAUCCGUGGAUAAAUGACUGCUUUUUUGACAGACCAGAGAUGGUUCACAUGAAUGAACAGUAAUGACUGAUUUAUAAAUUGUCCUUCACAAGUCCAGUGACUGAGAAACAAACCUACUGUGCUUUAUUAUCUUUAUAUUGUGUCUGCAAACCAAUGAUUGUAGAUUAGGGAAUUGGUUUUCUGCAUUGUUUUGUAAAUCACUAGAUAGGUCUGACCGUCUGGGAAGGCCCAGCAGUUUAUGGUGCCAUCUUGAUGAUUUUAUGUCGAUAUAUCAGAGAUUCAUUUCCUAAGUGGGCAGGAGAAAGAGAGAAAAGGCUAGCCAUGGUGACAGAAGACAGGCGUGGCUGAGGAGUGUGUGGUUAGUGAAUAUCACCGAGUUAUUCACUGUCAUCAGGAUAUAGAGCCGUGGUCUGGAUAUACCGACACUACAAUCUUAAUAUAAUGUAAUACUUGUUACUGGACUGUGUUAAUACUACCAAGGAUUUUCUUGUUUUAUGUGUCUUUAGGAGAUUGCAAAAGCUGCUUAUGUAAAUUACUGCGAGGGGAGGAAAAAUUGCUUUUUGAGAGGAUGGGCUGUGUUUGUGAGAUAUACAUCAAUAAUUUAUUUUUUAUUGGUGUUGUUUCGGCUGAAGUAAGAUGAAUAGGUUAAACGUCUGCCUGUCUGGGGACGUAGAUAGCAUAGAGAUGUACAUAUUGCCCGACCCCGGUGAGGAGGGGUUGGAUGGAAGUAGCUACAGAUCUACACUAGACACCAAAGCAUACGAAAAUUCCUACCCAACCUCAGACAUGUGCCAGGAUUCAGAGGAUCAGGUAGAUUUCCAGAGGACUGAUGUCAUUACCGGGGUGGCCGGGUAUGUAGAGGGGAGAUAUUCUGAUAGGAAGGGAUCAAGCCGUGAAGAGAAAGUUUCCAGGGAGGACAAGCCUCACGAGGGCGGGGGUGACCACAGAAUGGAGGACCAUGAACCAGCUCAUUGUUCGUACUGUGGAAUUCAUGUUCUGAGAUUUACGACCACCAGUUUCCGAAUACUUAUAAUCCUGGUACUCUCCUCAGCAGCCUUUGUACAGGGAAUGGUGGUAAAUGGUUUUGUGAAUGUUGUGAUCUCAAACAUUGAGCGUCGGUACGAUCUGACGAGUACGGAGACUGGAACUAUCGCCAGCUGUUACGACAUCGCCUCCGUCCUGUGUCUGAUUCCUGUCAGUUACUUCGGAGGUCUGGGAUGUAAACCACGAUAUCUAGGUAUUGGUGUACUGAUAAUGGGUCUCGGGUCCAUCGUCUUCGCGCUACCUCAGUUUACCUCAGGUGUAUACUCCUUCACGGGAGAUGAUGUGACGUACUGCGAUGUUGGGGCCAAUGUCACAGCAUGCACACACAAAGACAGCCUUUCCAACUAUAAAUAUGUCUUCUUCCUCGGGCAGCUUCUACAUGGGGCAGGGGCAGCCCCUCUCUACACGCUGGGAGUCACAUAUCUGGACGAGAAUCUACCCGUCCGAUCAUCUUCUUUUUAUAUAGGUAUAUAUUACGCAUUUGCCAUUGUGGGGCCAGCGAUUGGGUACCUUGCUGGGGGAGCAUUCCUUAAUAUCUAUGUAGAUGUUGACAAAUUGGACACAGCAAGCCUGACCCCCAGUAGUCCGCGGUGGGUGGGGGCGUGGUGGAUCGGAUUCCUUUUGAGUGGUGUCCUAGCAUUCUUAGUAGCCUUCCCUAUGUGUGGAUUUCCCACCAAGCUACCAGGGUCAGAAAAUUACAAAAAGGAGAGGGAGAAAGAGGUGUACCACAGGAAAGGGGACACAACUCCAGAAUCGUCUUCUGACGAGCACCUGUGUAACAUCCAACACAUCCUGCAGUCUGUCAAGACACUUGUCACAAAUCCUACCUUCAUGUUCCUCAAUCUGGCAGCAGCCUGCGAAGGCAACCUUUUGGCUGGUUUUGCUACUUUUGCACCAAAGUUCAUUGAGGCCCAGUUUAGCUUACAGGCAUCAGAUGCUGCUCAGUAUGUAGGUUAUGCAGCGAUACCGGCAGGUGGAGGGGGAACCUUUCUCGGAGGAUACCUGGUCAAGCGAUUUAAUCUGGGGGUGCGUGGAAUUAUCCGGUUCUGUCUGGCUCUCAGUAUCCCAUGUUUCCUGUGUGUGCUCAUCUUCCUCGUCAACUGUGAAAACGUCUUGUUUGCUGGUGUAAAUAUUGACUAUGGACAGUUAGCCAGCAAUGGUACCAGGAAAUUCCAGGGUAAAUUUACAACCAGCAGCUGCAAUGUUAAUUGUGGGUGUACCCUCGAGGAUUAUAACCCAGUGUGUGGGAUUGACGGGAUAAUGUACUACUCGCCCUGUUAUGCUGGCUGCACCAACUCGGUUCCCAAUACAGAUCCUGUUCAAUAUGGGAACUGUAGUUGUAUUGGCUACGACACCAAUACCUACCCUGCCUACAUGGCUGUCACCGGAAAGUGUGAGAGUUCAUGCUCAAUGCUGCCCCUCUUCAUGGCCAUUUUCUUUUUCAUCAUGCUGCUCACGUUUACCAUCAGUAUGCCAGCCCUGUCCGCCACACUCAGGUGCGUUCCUCAGCAUGAGAGCUCCUUUGCUCUAGGAAUACAGUGGAUAAUUGCUAGGUGUUUAGGUUCCAUUCCUGGUCCGAUCCUGUUUGGGAAGAUGAUAGACUUGACAUGUCUUUUGUGGCAGAUAAAGUGUGAUGACAACGAGGGCUCAUGUUUCUUCUACAAUAACAAAAACAUGAGCUACAACCUGAUGGGGAUUGCCCUGGCAGGGAAAUUUCUAUCCAUCCUCUUCUUCAGCCUCUCCCUGGCCGUCUAUAAAGCGCCCCCUAAGGAGGUGGAAAAGGAGAAUCAGUCAAAAGACUUGGACGCUAUAGAGAACAAAAUGAAUGGUGGAAUUGGGAUAGGAAACAACGCAAGCACUAACACGUCAACAACGUCCAUAAAUAAUGGCACGACGCAGGCCGACGUAAACAAAAACAAUACAAAGACAAACGCAACACAAUCAACCAACUUAUAGCAAAAGCGUGCAAUCAGAAAAGUUCUGUGAUCUUACAGCCAUGUAUUACAAACUGUUGUUAUUUAUUAUGUGUUGAUUAGGGCAUAGGAAGUUUGAACUUGUGAAUCUGGGUGCUCAGACAUACACGCCUUUGCUGACCAGUCCCCCUGCAUAUUUCACAAAAUGAUUAGAAUGUUGCAUUGAUUAAUGAUCUGAACAUUUAACAAUUUGGUGAUUCUGCAUUAUAUUCAUGUAUUGAUUUUAAAAUUGGGAAACUGCAUGAAAUACGUAAUAUUUUUUCUCAAAUGAAAUGUAGGAUUUUAUUUGUUGGAAAAAUUUGAUAAUGAUGGAUUUAUUUUAGUUCGCCAUAAUGCAUAGUGUUUUCUUUGUUGUAUAUACUAGACAUGUAGAGGAAACUUGAUGGAUAGUAACAUCUGCACAUCUUGUGUGGUGCGUUUCUCUGAACGUGUUACGAGUUCUCGUUUACUUGGAUGAAAUGUUUUGAAUGACCUGAAGUAUGUUAAUCCGUUUAUUGGGCAGUUUUGUCAUUUCCUAUUUAUGUGCUCAUGUUUUCAGGAUCAGGGAUCUCCGACGCAUGUGUUUACAUUUCCAGAGGAUAACGCAUUCAUUAACUCUUUUUUUGUCACCUGAGAAUUAUAGUGACACAUAGGAAUGAGUCUGUUGUGUCUGUCUGUCACACCCCAGAACUUUGUAAGAGAUGGGAUAUUUAAUGUUUAUUAUUUGUGUGAGAGUCGUUUAAUAUAUAUCAUGAUCUACACGAAACAUCUGAUCCAUGGAACCAUGUAGUUUAGCUCACCUGAGCAGCUUUUUAAAAUGGGUUUAAAAUUUUCAUAUAGUAGUACAUGUCCAUAUGAAAUUUUUCAAAAAUAUUUUUCAAAUGGGUACAAUUUGCCAAAUUAGGAUUCGUGGUUCACAUGACGACUGCUGGGUUCAGAGCGUGGUUGCAGAAGGAUUCAAUGUUUGACAUAGCAAUGAAUAUGUAGGAAAAUUCUUUAAUACUGAAAAAUCAUCUCGACAUGAACCAUAAUGAUACAUGUCAAAUUGAUGUGCAAGCAUCCUCAUUCAAUACAAGUGUACCAUCACAGUAGGGAUAAAAAUGGGGCUGCUAGAGGGCUUAAAUUUCCACAUGGGAGUAUAGGAUAUUUUUGUAAAGAAAAUCAUCUCCAAGAACUGCACGGGUACAAUGCAUCAGAUUGAUAUGCAAAAGUCCUUAUGUAGUGGAGAUUCAAGUUUGUUCAUGUCACAGGGGCUGUAACAGGAAUUUAAAAAUCACAAGGGUCAAAAGUGGAAUUUAAACUGCUCAGGUGAGCAAUAUGGACUAUGGGCCUCUUGUUAAAGAAAAUAUCCUCUUACUUGUGACUACGUUCAUAAAUCUUGAAGGCAGCUACCAGCAGUCAUUUUUUCUUCUUCUGCAAACUCAGAAAAUUUAAGUGCCCUGUGACUUUCAACAAAGCAACAGACUCAAGGUCAUCAUAUUUUUGUAGGACACCUUUUAACAUUCCUUUGUUGGUGUCAUUUUCAAACAGUGUACAGAAAUUUUCUGAGUAUGUUUAACAUUAGUGUAUGUGGACCAUUUCUGUGUUGUUCAGAAGAAAUUACUAAUAUAGAGCUGUAUAUUUUCAUAGAAACUGUUACAGUUUGAAUAAAUGUAUAUCCUUUUUUUUAAUAUGCAUGUAGAUACCAGUUAUUUUGAUAAUAGUAGAAUGAUUGUGAUGUAAAUGUACUUAGGUUUUCAUCAUUGAGACAAGAUUACAUAUCACAGAACCAAAGACUUUUCAUAUUCUGACAAAUACUAUUUUCGGGUACACCUGAAGGUGCAUGUAAUAAUACAGCCAUAUGAUGUCUUGCAAAAGCUCAUCCAAAUGUUUAAUGGUGCUAUUGAUAUAACAUAUCAUUUCUAUGUCUCAUUUUACUGUAGAAGUUGGACAUGAUUACAUCAGUGAUAUAUAUAGAUAUACGAUAUUGACGCCAUCGUCUUCCUCGUCACCCAAUAGGUCAGUAACAAUUUAGGCUCGUCUUCCGUUUCCCUUUUGGGUCUUUUAAGACAUUAAAAUGUCUGUUAAUUAUCUCGCAGUAUUUGAAAUGUUUGUUCAGGAUAUGCAAGUUUGAUUUAGUUUUUAAGUGUGAAUUUUAGUCAAGUGACUUGUGCUAAAGUUUGGGUUAAAAUGAUAAACUAGAUGUUAAAAUUUGAUCCAAUAUGUAUACAGGUUCAUAGUACGCAGUUACCUUUGACAUGAAACAUUAAGUUUGAACUCCAGUUUUGUGUGUUUUUAUGUGGUUGGCUAAAUACCAUGCAUAUCAAAAAUUGUUUGUACAAAUCAUUUUCAUUCAUGCAAAUCCAGCAAUUUGUUUUUUCUCAUUUAUUUUAUAGUUUGUUUGUUGCAUAAAUGCUUGUUGAGAUUAAACUGAAUAAAAUAGAUGGACAUACA
This is a messenger RNA of Ostrea edulis (European flat oyster), 7265 nucleotides long. RefSeq names its product solute carrier organic anion transporter family member 4A1-like. Bases 2473 to 4836 code for a protein of 787 amino acids. NCBI's taxonomy places the organism in Eukaryota, Metazoa, Mollusca, Bivalvia, Ostreida, Ostreidae. Gene Ontology annotation, cellular component: membrane. Gene Ontology annotation, molecular function: protein binding. Gene Ontology annotation, biological process: transmembrane transport; sodium-independent organic anion transport. The transcript is spliced from 12 exons. The record is from RefSeq and is a predicted model, not a curated record.